UGUACCAUCUCAGAGGAGGAGAAGGUGGAACGCGACCUAUGUGCGGCCUUUGACAGACUUGCCGUGGAUGAUUUCUUCAAAGAUGACAUUCCCGAUUGGGUGCCUGACGGUGCCACUGCCAGUGAUAAUCUCCAAUACUACGAGAUGAAAGAAUCAGACGUGGAAGAACACAAGCAAUGGCUUCAUCUGUAUGCUGAACUUGCACUCUUUACCACGUUAGACCGUUUCCUGGACGCACUGAGGUGGGCACAGCCAUUUGAGCUGAGAAAGAUCAUUGUGCAAACCAGAGAAGAUGUGGAGCCGAAGAAGAAGGCCAAGGCGGAGAAUGCAGUCUUCUACAUUGCCUUCAAAACCCGUGGCGGCGGUGUACACUACAAUGCUAUCAUAAGGAGAACAAUGGAUGGAACGCCAGAUCAUAUGUCGCUUGAAGUCAAGUGUAUGAGGAUGUGAAUGUCCACCAUUAUCAUAUCGUCCCAUUAUGUAUUCUGAGGUCUUUCUUUGAAGAAAAGUACUAUGGAUGGACCGUUGAAUAAGUUUGUCUGGUGUCUUUCAAGAUAUUAUUAUGUAUCGCGUGGUCUUUGAAUAACUUUUUUAUGUGAGUUACGUGUGUUUUUUUGUGUUCGUUCUUGUUAUCUUAAUGUAUAGCAAA
This is a messenger RNA of Camelina sativa (false flax), 649 nucleotides long. RefSeq names its product UPF0725 protein At4g29550-like. NCBI's taxonomy places the organism in Eukaryota, Viridiplantae, Streptophyta, Magnoliopsida, Brassicales, Brassicaceae. The record is from RefSeq and is a predicted model, not a curated record.